AUGAGUUUGAUACAACUAAAUUUUACCAUCAACGCAUCGGGUAAAAUCGUUCUCGAUAGAACACUUGUAGGAAAAAAAUAUCGACUCUGGGUGCCCCAGCUACCAUCCGAAUGUAUCGAGGAAAUAGUUGAAAACCUGGUCGAAGAUCACAGGACAUUGCACUCUUGCAUAUUGGUCAGCAGACUUUGGUGUCGUAUUGGUGUGCCUAUCCUAUGGAGAUUUCCUCAAAACUUCGAGCACAAAAAUUUGUGGGCAAACAUUGUCAAACCGAUCCUGUCAUGCAUGAGUGAAGAAUCCUUGAAAUUUCUGAAGGUCAUGGGAUGUAAAAUGAUCGAUUCAAUCCAACGACCUCCGCUAUUCCGUUACAUCGAAUAUAUGCAAAAACUCACAUGUCAUGAUGUAUGUCAUAUGGCGGAGCACAUUCUUCAAGGUCGAAGUGAGAAUUCAGCGUCAUAUCAUAGCCUUCUUGUGGAAAAAUUGUACAGCUUAUUCUUGACCAAAGGGAUGAAGCUUUUAUAUUUCGGAAUUCCGAACACUUUUAUCUUUUAUCAUCGGGCGGUGAUAUCGAAAUUCUCGAAUCUGCAAGCACUCGAGUGUGACUUCGACACUGCACCAGUGUAUUUUUACGAAUUGGCAAAGUAUUGCAAAACCAUCCAGCAACUACUCAUUUUUAUAGACGAUUGUGUUCGAGAAAAUUUCGGAAAAGUUUGCUUAUAUGAACUGGGGGAGGCUAUUAAGGGUCACUCGAGUACGUUAACCUAUUUUGAAAUAUCGGGCUACAUCUGUCUCCCGGUAGAUAUCAUCAGAACAUUUGAAAACUUGAAAACGUUGGUAAUUUCGAUCGAUGCUCUUGGCUCACAGGAGUUGUUGGCCACAA
Molecule: messenger RNA, 877 nt
Organism: Acaulospora colombiana
Lineage: Eukaryota; Fungi; Glomeromycota; Glomeromycetes; Diversisporales; Acaulosporaceae
Source: the annotation of a GenBank genome assembly